This is a messenger RNA of Camelus dromedarius (Arabian camel), 604 nucleotides long. Its product is annotated as zinc finger protein 426-like. The record is from RefSeq and is a predicted model, not a curated record. Gene Ontology annotation, biological process: regulation of DNA-templated transcription. NCBI's taxonomy places the organism in Eukaryota, Metazoa, Chordata, Mammalia, Artiodactyla, Camelidae. The transcript is spliced from 5 exons. Bases 198 to 479 code for a protein of 93 amino acids.
GAUCCUCCUACCAGCAAGUCUCCUCUCUGAGGGAUUUCCUGAGUGUGUGGGGAUUUGGAGCUAGAAUGGAAUGACUUCCAGGCAGUGGAUGUGGGAAUUGUGGUCCUCCCUGGGUGCUCCUGUCUCCUUCCUUUUCUCCUAGGUGUUCUUUCAAAGGACCCUUUCUGCCUUCCUAAGGAAAAGAGAGAGGCAGACAGAUGGUGGCUGACUGUGUGAGAAAUUGUCCUCAGGACUCAGUGACCUUUGCUGAUGUGGCUGUGGGCUUCACCCAAGAGGAGUGGACUCUACUGGACUCCUUUCAGAGAAACCUGUACAGAGAUGUGAUGCUGGAGAACUGCAAGAACCUGACCACCGCGGGGUAUCAGUGGUUCAAACCCACUCUGAUCUCCUGGUUGGAACAAGAAGAGUUGAGGACAGAGGAGAGGGGAGCUGUCCAGGGCUUGGCACGUCAGCAGGACACGCUGGGGGAAAACCGUUGACUGGGACAGCAGUGGUAAAAUCAGAAAGAAGCCUCAGUGGCCUGGAACUCUAUGACUAUAAGCAACGUGGGAGAGACUUCAGGGAACACUUGUGCCUUAAGACACACAGGAGAACUCAAAAGUGG